Molecule: messenger RNA, 1413 nt
Organism: Glycine soja
Lineage: Eukaryota; Viridiplantae; Streptophyta; Magnoliopsida; Fabales; Fabaceae
Product: F-box/FBD/LRR-repeat protein At1g13570-like
Exons: 3
Coding region: 32-1282 (416 amino acids)
Molecular function (GO): protein binding
Source: RefSeq, a predicted model, not a curated record
CCGGUUCCAUAAGAUUGUUGUUGCUGACCCCAUGGAUCGAAUUAGUGAUUUACCAAGUCAUUUGAUUGAUUUUAUUCUACAACGCUUGCAAUUGCAAGAUGUGGUUAGAACGAGUUUAUUAUCAAGUAAAUGGAGAUAUAAGUGGACUUCUGUCCCCAAACUUGAUUUUUCAAAUGAUUUUUUUCAAAAGUGUAGGGAUUUAGAACUUCAUGAAGUUUCAAGUACUAUUACAGAAAUUCUUUUGAUUCACGAUGGACCAUUAGAUGAGUUUGUUCUUUGCAUUCCCGAAAAUGUGCCAAUCAAAAUUGAAUCCCUUAACAAGUGGAUUCUUUGUUUAUCAAGAAAAGGGAUUAAAGAACUUGAGCUUUGGAACCUUCAAACAGAUCCUUGUGAAACACCAUCUCAUAUCUUCUCUUGUCAGGGAUUGACGUAUCUUCAACUUCAGAAUUUUAAAUUAUCAACUGUGCCUAAUUUUUCUAGCUUUAAAAGUUUGGUUUACCUUAUCUUAGUUGAUAUUAUAUUUGAGUCCAGUGCAAUUGAUCUUAUGUUUGGUUGUCCAUCACUUGAGAUGCUCUCCAUUUCAUACUGUUCUGGUUUUGAGUGUAUCAAUGUGUCCUCUCCUGCUCUCGAAGUCUUACAUGUACAAGGUGAACAAGUUAUCAAGUCAAUUUAUUUGGAGAAAGCUAAAAGAAUGACUGAUGUUUCACUCAUGGCUGAUAAUCCUGGGGAUAACUUUGACAUGGAUACAAUAUCAAAUUUGAUCAAAGGCUUGUCGGAAGUUGAAAGCAUGUGUUUCACAGAAGGUUACAUUCAGAUCUUUUCCACAGCUUAUACCCUUCCAAAGAGUUUGCAAAAACCACUCAACUGCUUAGAAUCUCUAGAAUUGGAAGGUGUGAAUUUCGACGAUACAACAGAGCUUCUGUUUGUUAUUUCCCUACUUAAAAGUUCUCCAAACCUAGAGAAACUUUUUAUACAGGGUAAUUAUAUCGCUGGCGUGGAUCUGCCACAAAUAUUGGAGAAGUCAAAGUACAAUGGUUGUUGCCUUAGUCACCUUCUGACUGUGCAUAUAAAAGCUUACAAACCCUGUGAGAAUACAAUGAACUUCAUACGUUUUUUGCUGGCUAAUUCCACAUCAUUGGAGCUCCUUACUUUCUACAUUGUUCCUGCUCAUGAUCAUCAACAACAUCAAUAUUCCAUAUCUAGUGUUGGACGAGAACUGAAACAAAUGGCACGAGCUUCAAAAAGUGCAGUAGUUGAGUUCAUUGAUUUAUCAUUUGAUUGAUUGGUGAUUGUAUUUGUUAUCAUUCAAUCCCCAACUCCUCCUCAUCUCUUGCUUUGUUCUAUUGUAACUUUUGCUAGUUACACACAACUCUUUCACACCCUCUUAAAGUUGAAUUAUUGUUUUUUUUUUCA